GGAUUGAGCAAUCAUGCUUGACUCAAAGGUCGCUGCAACGUUACUCCUGCUCUUCUGCUCAUCGCUUCUGCCCCAGCUCUGGCUUGUUCUAUUUCCACCUUGCAAACUCCCCUGCUUUCACUACUGCCUGCGUAUUGACGUAUCGAGACCGUCAACAUGGCCACUCUUGACGAUCUCAAGCCCUCAGAGAUUGAAGUUAGGGAGUACCCAUUGGAGCGAAUCUUGGCUUCGCGGACUAUAAAUGGAGCAACAUACUACCUUGCGAAAUGGGAGGGGUACCAGAAUGAAGAUUGUACCUGGGAGCCUAGGGAGAAUUUCAACGAUGAGACUCUGGCCGAGUGGCAACUGCAAUGGGCCAACGGUGACCACCUCGACGAAGCCGAAGUUGCGGAAGUAGAGGCCAAGAUGAAGGCAUAUAAGAUACAGAAAAAGGCCAAAAAAGCAAAAAGGGCAAAAAGGGCAAAUAGGGCCAAAAAGGCCAAAAAGGCAAGGCAUCUAUCUUCGGAAGACAGCCCUUCAGACAAUGAUAAUAUUCUGGACUCCACAAUAGACUCCGCUGUGAGAAGAGUCCCUUCAUCGCAGCACACUUCGACAGAACGACAAAAGUCAUCAACACGAUCAGAUGAGUUCUCAGUGGAGCAACACCAGCUGCAGACAACUACGCAAGCGACGACCCAGCAGACAUCGGGAAAGCUUAGUACACAAGCCUCCUUAUCUCGUAUCCCGACGUUUGGUUCCAAGAAGGGUAUAGCAAGCAGGAUUCCCAAACAAGGCUCCGGCAAGGUAUUGUUGAUCAACACCAAGAGAGACCAUUUCGAUAUUGGUGACCGUUUCCAUACUUUGAGGCACAUGAACAACUACCAGAAGCAUGCUAGGCGCGAAGCAACUCCAGAUAUAUCGAAACUUGAACUUAGAGCGCCCAUCGAAUUUGAAUUACCAAAGGUCAAGGAUGAUCAGUACCAGGACAAGCCACUCGAUGCAUGCGAUGAAUCGCCUCUUUUCGUGCCUGAGACAUCUUUGGAGCAGACGGUGAAUACUGGCGCGGACAAUGAUCUCCUCCAUGCUCCUUCGGCACAUUUGGCAGGAGUCACCUGUCCGCAGGCCCCAAGCACGCCACCGGUCCUGGCGACGACUGUCGUUCGGAAUAUCCCUCCAGAGCACCCCACCUCGAGACCAACGUGCCCAACUAUGGUGCUCAAUACAGACCGGCCAACCCCUAUGGCGCUAACGCAUGGCCCGCAAAGUCCUCCUCGCGAAAUUGUUAAGGAUAGAGCGGAUAGUUCUACUCGGACGCAGCCACCUAGCUCCGUUCCUUCUAUUAUAGCUGGCCGGGACGAGCUCACCUCGUUUCAAACUUCAGCCACUGAUGAGGUCACUGAAAAUGGGCCCGUGGCUGCUGAUGUUACACCUCAUUCCGCGGAAUCUCAUUCUCGCACGUCGGUGCCCGAGAUAACAAAACAGAAACCCAACUUCUCCAGAACUGUUUCGCAACCGUCCACUUUCAUCACGAAUAUAGCAUCGAUCGCAAGACGAGAAAACGCCACGCCUUCAAGGCGGCGUUCUGAUGCCGCAGAGAGCGAUGCUCAACCUUUAUCUAUUCCAGCUCGCGUAUCGUCGAUGCCAGUGCGAAAUGGACAAAAUAUGAAGACAGCCACUGUCAGAGAUGGGCGGAGUCAGCAGGGGGAAGAGCUAGUUUUUAUUCUGCGCUAUGGCAGUCACUCUGUCGGGCGCCUCAAGGUCCUCCGUUUCCCAAGCUGGCUCGUCGCUAAAUUCGUAGCUGCCAAGCAGGGGCAUGAUGUGGUGAUUCACUUUCAAGAGCAAUGUGUGAUGAACAAAGCCAAGUUCGUCUCUUUUAGAACAAAUCUAACAACUCAAAUUGGCCUGGGUUUGAUCCAGCCGUAUGAAGACACGGAAUCUAGCACUGCGAGUUUGGCAGAGCACCUAGAGACACAAGAUGUUUGCGCUGUCUGGGAGUUUCCUGGAUCUACCACGCCCGGGUUUGUGGUAGUCUUGUACUCAUGCAGAGCGCCCUCGUGGAAGUUCCUCGGAUCGAUACCAGUGCCAGGGUUGGUUUCCCGACUCCAUCUCCUCGUUAGGAACGAGAACCAUGACGUGAACCUGGCGACUUGGGUAUUGUCCCAGGAUAAAGAUGUCAACCCCCGACCCGUAGCUGCGGCUUCACUUCCGACAUCUUCCUGCAGACUUCCUCCCCUAAAAGCACAAGCCGUUGCAACGACACGGCGAGAUACGGAGGACUCCAACCUCACUGUAGAAACGUCCGGCACCUUAGUCCGUGCUAGGUCCCCUUAUUUCGGUGAACGUUCACCAAGGUCGCUUCGAACGCCUCAAAGCCCGGGCCAGCCUCGACAGGACUCGCACGAUGGGAUGGUGAGCAAAUCAGACACAAGGGCAGCAGCACCGGCGGUAUCGUUUUCCGCAAACUUCAAGGACCUUGGGAAUAUGGGCGACCGUGAGGUCAGGAAGAAGAAGAUCUUUUACAUUGCCUUUGCAAAGUCUCAUCCUGCCGAAGCGCGCGCGGUCGAAGAGUGGCUUCUCGUGCACGAUGUCCGGAAGCGAGCCAUCUUCCUCGACGAUGAGAAAGAGGCGUGGUCGGACUUCCGGACGGAGCUUUCCUCGAAGUCGGGUAUCGUGCUGUUCCGACGAGGGUCUCCCGUCUACUACACCAUGAAGAAUCUCGCUUCCCAUCUGUCCAGAGGUCUUGUCGGUUUUAACGCCUCCCUUUCCGGGGCCGACGAGUGUACGGACGGUGGCGGCGGCGGUGGCGGCGGUAACGUCGCUCUAAACAGGAUCUUCACACGAGGCACGGUCGUGUUCAUCACCGAGAGCAGCUUGCUAGACUUUCCCGCGGAAGUGCUGGUCAUGAUGAAAUGGUUCGAGAAAAAGGGGAGUGGCAAGGUGCAGACGCACAAGAUGGGACUCGUGCCGGACGCGCGGGAAUGGAUCCUCCGACGCCUGCUCGAGCCUGAACGUGGGGCAAAGGAGAAAGAGGCCGGGGAAGAGGAAGAUGACGACGAGGCCGAGAAAUCGACACAAGACCAGUAUCUCGGCAUCCUCGAGGUGCUGCAGCGACUCGACACGCAGGCUCACGCGAACCUCGACGCCGCGACCAAGGACGAUCCGGAUUGGUGGCUCGCGGCCGAAGAGCCGGGUGAAGAGCAUGGUUUCAUGGUCUCGGUCCCUUGUGACCUCCCUGGGUACAAUGACGACGACGACGACGACCGUGGUGACCACAACCCCGACCACGACCAACCUGAUGGUGCGGACGAUACAGAGCCUCCCCCUCCUCGUCGUCCAUUAUCAAUGGCAGCUAGUCGCGUGCAGGCGCGCGACGAGAUCCUGGUGCAGUAUUUCGUCGGGUGGGCCGCGAUGCACGUCGAACACUACAGGGACUUUUCCCUUGUCGAUGAAGAGUGGACCAACGAUAACGUCAAGAAUUCUUGCCACAUCUAUUUCUGCACACCCGCCAAGUUUGUCGAGAUGAUUGACAAGCCUGAAAAGCAGGCCCCGUCGAGAAAAGGUCCUUCUGGCUAGUUAGCCAGACAGACAGACUUGUCCACACACACACACACACACACACACACACACACACACACACAUGGUGGAUCUGUAGUCUUUGAG
Exophiala oligosperma is the source of this 3639-nucleotide messenger RNA. RefSeq lists its product as uncharacterized. The transcript has 2 exons. NCBI's taxonomy places the organism in Eukaryota, Fungi, Ascomycota, Eurotiomycetes, Chaetothyriales, Herpotrichiellaceae. The record is from RefSeq and is a predicted model, not a curated record. Bases 157 to 3552 code for a protein of 1131 amino acids.